AUGUGCAUUUGGCAAAGAACAAAGCUUUUUCUUGAGGUAUUUUUUUGUUCCAUCCAGAAAAGGACUCUAAGAAAAGGGCUUGAGGACGAGAUGGCAGAAGCAUCGAUAGACUCAAAUGAGGAUGUGUCUGAGGAAAAUGAGGACCUGGGCAUUCUUGAACAAGUUGAUGGAGGUACUUUCCAACAAAUUAUGAACCUCCUGAACAUCAUGGAAAGCGAGUCAGCAAAGUCAGAUGGUGCGUGGAUAGGCCUUGACAUGCGGAAGACCAUGGCCUCAGUGAUCAUCACGGAGAAAGCCAACAGUGAACCCUCCAUGGUGAUAAAUGCACUCAUCCACUCUCUGCAGAUGCCUGAGGUUUCCACCCAGCGCAAGGUCAACAUUUACAACAUCCUCCAGGAAAUCAUCCAGCAGGAAGGAGAGCUGGAGGAGCAGUGUGUCCAGAGGCUGGUGGCCAUUGCCUCCAACGAGAUGAGGGAGGCCCCAGAGGUAGAAGGCUACAUGAAUGCAGAGGUGGCCAGUGAUACCCUGGUGGCUCUGUCCCGAAACCACUUCAGCUUGGUCAUGUAUGAGCUGCAACACCACCUCAAGCCCCUCAACCUCACUGAUGAGUUUGUCAUCGUCACCUUGGCCAAGCUGGCCAAUGGCAAUGUGUUCGAGUUCAUGCCGUACAUGGGCAUCACCCUGGCUACCAUUUUCACGAUGCUGAGACUCGCCAAUGAGGCCAAGAUACGCCAGGUGAUCUGUGGGGCCAUGGAGACCUUCUGUGAGACAGUGCAGUUCUACCUGAAACACUUGGAGGACAGUGUGUACCCUGUGAUGACGGAGGAGCAGUUUGCCACCAAGCUGUUUCCCAUGUACCGCUACUUUGUGACUGUGUGGUUGAGGAGUGACAACUCUGAGGUCAAGCUGGGGGUCAUCAAGUCCCUGAGGCCCAUGCUGAACCUCCUGCUGCCCAGCGAUGAGCUUCGGGAGCAAGUCUAUGACUACAUCCCUCUGCUGCUGGCUGAGUAUCAGGGCAGCUUGGAGGCCCUUUUCAUCACCCAGGUCCUGAGGCAGAUCCUGGAGGUGUCCGUCACCACCAACACCCCUGUCCCCCCAAUGCAGUUGCACACCAUCUUCACGGAGCUGCAUGUCCAGGUGUGCAACAAGGCGCCUGCCCAACAGCAGUACAGCAGCCAGAACCUGGCGGAGAUCGUGCACUGCUUCAUAGCCCUGGCCCGUUCCUACCCUAAGGAGCUGAUGAAGUUUUUCCUCAACCAAAUGGAGAUGAGCAAGGAGGACAUUCGCGUGGGGACCCUGACCCUGAUCAGGGCUGUGGUGAGCGCUGAUGAGCCCAAAAUGAAUAUGAGGACCAUCUACCUGGCCAUCAGGGUAGUCAAGAACAACCUCUCCGAUACCAGGUCUAAGGUGAGGAUGGCCAUUCUCCGUAUCAUUGGCCAGUUGGCACUUUCUGGCUACCAGGACAGAAUCAAAGGCUGGGGCCUGAAGUAUGUGUCAGUGCAGCUGACCUUGUCCACCUACAAACUGACAAAUCGCCGGGAGACCUUUUAUCAGAGGGACUUGGAGGAGAAGAUGGUCCACAAAGUCACCAUGGACACUGUGAGAAUUAUCACCUCCUCCGUCAGCGGGAUGGCCAAUGAGUUUUGGGUGAGGCUCCUGUGCUAUGUCAUGGAGACAGACUACACAGAGGCCCUGACCUCCAUCUGCAUCAGCCUGACCAACCUGGCAGAACAUCAGCUCCAUGGCAAGGACGUAGGGACCAACAUGGCCAGCCACAGCAGGCAUGUGGACCUGCCUGCACCACAGAAGCUGCUGGCUCGGCUGCUGGUGCUGAUGUCAUCCCCUUACAAGGGCGAAGGACGUGGGAUUGCCAUGCUCAACCUCCUGCGGACCCUGAGCAAGAGCAUUGCACCUGCCAUGGCUGACAUGUGGGAGCUGGAGAUCCCACUGCUGGUCCAGUACCUAGAAGAACACACUGAGUUCACUUGGAAUCAGAAAACCUGGGAAGACAAGCUAAUUCAGUUUCUGAGAAACUCCCUCAAGAAGACCCGGGGGUCCAGCUGGAGCCUGCGCCUGAGCAAGGAACUGAACAACCAGAUCGAGUGCUUCGACAGCCCGUCCCUGGAGAAGGCCUUUCUGUACCGGGCUUUGGGCUUCACCCUGGCCACGGGCCUGGAGGCCGACAAGGUGGAGGUGUUGCUGUUGGAGCUGCUGUAUAAGACGGACUAUAGCAACGACUUUGACCAGGAGGGCAUCAUCCUGUGCUUUGGCCUGUGUGCCCGGGGCCAGGUGAAGACAGUGCUGACAGUGCUCCAUGACUUUGAGGAGAGGAUCCAGGAGUCAGAGCAGUCCUGGCAGAUUGGUGCCUGGCGGAAGGACCAGCCCUGGAGGCGAGAAACGGUGAAGAGCACCCUCAUGGUCAUGUACAGCUGUGUGGCCACCUACUGCCACCCACAGAUGCUCCUGACUCAUGUGGACAGCCUCAUCACUGCCAAGAUAAUCCACCACUACUCCAGCAGCUGCCAGGACAUCCCCCUCAAACUGGCCUUCAUGAAGAGUAUCAUACAGGUCACCAAGGCCAUCCAAAACAUUGAGUACCUUGAGGACUUCCAAUUUUCCCACAAAGCCACUGUCACCAGCAUGAUAAUGGUGAGCGAGCUGGGAGCGAGCUGGGUGCAGGGGCUCAGCUGCCCCUGGUCACUCCUCAUCACGGCCUCUCUCCCCAGCAAGCUGAAGCCUUUCUACUCCAUGGAGGAAAACAGUGAGCUGAUGGACAUCAGCAUACAUUCUGUCAUUUCCCUUCAGGCCCCAGGAGAGGACAGUGAGUUCGUCAAGAUCUUGUACUCAAACGCCCUGAGUGCCCUGGCGCAUCUGAUGGAGCNNNAUCUUCAAAGACCCUUAAUUCCCACCGGGAUCCAGGAUUCACCACAGCUCCUGGAAAAGUGGAUCUUGUCAGAAAAAGAAUGGGAGCGGGAGAAAGCCAUGCACCUCCAUCUUCGCCUUAUGCAGCUCUAUGUCCAGAGUGUGGGCGUCUGUAUCCCCCUGAAGCUGGGGCAGUUUGGCACCUUGGUAGGACUCAUUGCCCCAUGCACCUGUGACCUGCACCGAAGAACCCGCGUGGCCUCCAUGGACGUCCUGUCCAGGCUGCUGGACCUUCACGCCAGCCAGACCUGCUCCUUGUGGGGCACUUCCAAGGAGAUGGAACUAGUGAAAUGUAAGGAGGAGCUCAGGAGCUCGGACAAGGAGAACAGUCUUUGUGUGUCUUCCAGAAUCGCCAAGGUGGUGUGCAUGGAGUUUAACUGCGAUGAGGUGGUCUCGCUCAUCCAGAAGCUCUGUGAGAACCUUGGGGCCAUGGAUCUCCAGCACGACAAGGCCUCCGUCACCUGGAUAGGCACCUUCCUUCAGAUGCGAGUCAAGGAGCUGGAGGACAAGGUGGCAGAGAUCCUGGGCUCCAUCUUGACCCACCUGCCAGUGGUGGACCACCUGGAGGUACGGCAUCUCCUCAUUGAAGGCAUCCUGCUGCUGGCGCACUACCACCAGGAGACAGUCCUCACGUCCCUCCUGCGACAGCCCUUGCCCAUGCAGAGCCACCUGACUGAGGUGUGGCUGGCCGUGGCAGAGAAUGUGCCCUUCGCACGGACGAUGCUCCACGGCCUGAUGGGCCGGCUCCAGGCGCGGUUCAGCCCUCGGGCAAACGCCACCUCCAAGGCUGACAUGUGGCGGCUGGCUGCCGUGGACCCCCUGAUGACCCUCCACACCAUCCGCCUCCUGGUGGAGAAGGUGGACCAGGAUGAGGAGCUCCCGGACCUCCUCCCGGACCUCGUCUACACCCUCCUUCUGCAGCUUGGCAGCAGCCACGAGCCCGAGGCUGCGUCCCCAGUCCUGAAGACAUGGAGACUGGUGCACACAAGGGCCCUGCCUGAGGACAUGAACCUGCAAAGGAUCACCAUCAAAUCCAUGCAGCUUUUGUUCAAGAGAGUCAACAGCCGGCACCUGGUGCAUGGCCUGGAGGAACAGGGUGUGUGGAGCCUGCUGGAGAACAGCAAGACGUUCCUGGAAGGCGUGGGCCUGCUCGCCAGGUUGUGUCUGCAGAACAUGGAAGGCUCCAGGCAGCGGCUGUCGGAGCUGGUGCUCAGGGGCAUGGACACGGCCGUCCUGAGCUGCCGUAUCAGCAGCACGGCGGUGUGUGUGGAAUUCAUGAGCGACCCGAUUCUGUACCAGGAGAAGCUGCUGAAGCCUGCAGUGUCCAUGCUGGAAAGAGGUGUGGAUCAGGAGGACGAGGCUCUGCGGGUACUGUCCCUGCGUGCCCUUGGCAACAUUGCCCUCGGCGCCCCCAAGAAGGUGAAGAAGUACCGGAAACUCCUGCUGGAGAAGUUCCUGUGUUCCCUGCGGGCACCCGCCAGCCCCAGCGUGGCCUCCGAGGCCAUGGCCGCCCUGACCAAAGUCCUGGCAGAGCUCCGGGAAGGGGACGUGGGGCCAUCCUUGGCCGCCAUCUCUGAGCAGUGCAGGGCCUUCUUCGACAACGAGAGCGAGCUGCUGCGAUUUAAAGCCUUCACGCUCUUCCGGAGGCUGGCCACGGUGGUCGGCAUAUCCAAGAAGCACCUCUUCAAGCUGGAGGUGAAGAAGGCCUGGGUGCCCCUGCUGCUGCACUGCCAGGACCCCUGCUCCUGGGCAGCCACAGCCUGCAUGGAGACCGUGUUCCAGUGCUUGCAUUUCUGGGGCUACAAGGGCCUGAAGAGCCCCCCUGGGCAGAGUGCCCCCAGCACGGACGAGAUGACAGUGUUCCAGACCACCAUGUGCUCCAUCCUGACUCAGACAAAGCCAGCUGUGCUCUACAGCUUCUUGCUAGAAACAGUCACCUACGUGAAAAGUAACUUGUCAAGGAUCAGAAUCGCGGCCUGCAACUUGGCAGGAAUUAUUAUGAAGCAGAUGUCCGCCAGCUACCUGAAAAAGCUGGACUUCCCAGCAUUACAAAACUCGUUCCAGGAGCUCCAGCUGGACAUGGACCCCGGGGUGCGGAAAGCAGCCCUGGAGACUCUCAAGAUCUUGGACAACUGCAGUCAGCACGGGCUCCUGGCUGCACCUGAGAGUGUUUCCUAG
Messenger RNA from Orycteropus afer afer, 5100 nucleotides. RefSeq names its product maestro heat like repeat family member 2A (gene MROH2A). The transcript has 43 exons. NCBI's taxonomy places the organism in Eukaryota, Metazoa, Chordata, Mammalia, Tubulidentata, Orycteropodidae. Gene Ontology annotation, cellular component: cytoplasm. The record is from RefSeq and is a predicted model, not a curated record. Bases 1 to 5100 code for a protein of 1699 amino acids.